UCCUCCCCUCUUUCCCUCACUCCUUCUCUUGCAAGCUUUCCUUUCCUCCUUCCUUCCCUCCCUGGUUCUUUCCUCCCUUCUCUUGCCAGUUUCCCCUUCUCCAUCUCCUUCCUCCCUCUUUCCUUCCCGGCUGGGGCUGGAGGGCUGGCUCCGGCCAAGAUGCUCAGCAGCAGCAGCAGCAGCUCCUCCUCGGCCGAAGGGACCCUCCUGGCGCUGGGCGUCUUAUUAUCGGUGUGCCAUGCCUUGGAGAACACAACGUCAGUCUUCAAUGGCCCCCCAGUAGCGGCUGCGGUGAGGUCUCACUUCAACACCUGCCCCGAUGCCCACAGCCAAUUCUGUUUCCACGGCACUUGCAGGUUCUUGGUGCAGGAGGAAAAACCAGCUUGCAUUUGCCAUUCUGGUUAUGUUGGGACGCGGUGUGAACAUGCGGAUCUCCUGGCAGUAGUUGCUGCCAACCAGAAGAAGCAAACCAUUACUGCUUUGGUGGUGGUUUCGGUGAUAGCCUGCGUGGUGCUUAUAAUGGUCUGCGUCCUAAUACACUGCUGCAGGAUAAGGAAACACUGUGACUGGUGCCGGAUGGUCAUCUGCAGGCAUGAGAAACCCAAUGGCCUCCUGAAGGGAGGGUCAUCUUGCUGCCACUCAGAAACAGUUGUCUGACAGAGUCCUGGUCUGCUGAGGUUCUCCUUGCUGUGUGUAGAUGGGACCACUGCACCGUCCGACAGAAGCCUGGCCUUAUUCCAGAGAGAGACUUAACACGGAUUUUUUAAAAAUGUCUUCCAGGGAUUAGCACAAUAUUGGCAAGCAGACUUCAAGAGCUUUUAUCUUCCGUUUCAGCUCAGGGCUUUCAAAACUUUGCCAAAAGGGAAAGCAAGAGUUGCUUGACACCAAACUAAUCUCGAUGUGGAAGUUACAUGAAACAAAGAAUCUCAAAGACUUUGUGGAACGGAAGAAGACAGAAGUGCGCAUUGGACACCUUCAUGUUUAUGUAGCCCUGGGGAAUGUUUAUGGAGCAGCUUAGACCAGAAACCUGUAUAGUUUGGGUUGGGGUAGUUCUGUUUUCCAAGUAUCUUCCUCCUUGCUUGAGACUUCUUAGGAGCUGCCCUGAGAUGGGAAGGUUGGAUUUGGUGCAUUAAUGUUGGACUCUAGAAGAAGAAUGGGCAAAAUGGACGACCCAGCUUGCUUCCCUUUAAGAAGACUGGCUUUAGUGUUCCUCUCCAUGUUCCUGCAAGUUCUUUUGUUUGCAUCCAAGAGCACCAGGAUAAAAUUUUCAUUAGCCACAUUGAUAGAGCUUCCGAAAUAACGACAAUUUUGGGUUGGGGUUUUAGAAAAGGAAAACAACAGAGUAUAGAGCAAUACGCUUUGGGAGUCAACGAGAGCAAAAAGGCUGACACCUCCUCAUUCUUCUUAGGAGUUUAAACUUUGCAUGAAAAUUUAGACCGUUCCUUAACCCCAUCAUCCCAACUUUGCUACUGCUUUUCUGUGUUUUCCCAAGGAAUAAAAAGUAUAGGCCACAGAAGCAUUAGUUGUGCAGGAUGUAAGCGGGAUGUUGAAGAGGCCUCUUAAAGGUCUGUUUUGUUAGCACCUGGCUUCAAAAAAGCCCUUGAAAGAAAUGGGAAUCCUCCUUAAAUCACUUAAGAUCCAGGUUCUUAAACUUGAGCUGUUGCCAUUCCAGUUGCAUGUUUGGGAUUUCUAAGCUCUGUUUGGACUUAACAUCUGGACUGGUACUGCCACCCUCCCUUUCCUCUCCCUCUGGAUUAUUUCUGCUCAUGACUUCUGUAUCUGGAGAUAUUUUGUAAGAUUUAUUGAGACGCAGAUCUGUUGCCUGGUUCAUUGGAAUUGCAGCCUCCAAGGCAGGUUUCCAAAGAUGGGAGUGAUCUGUGGUAGCAUCCCCACAUCCCAGUACUUUGUAUCGUGUGUUGAGGACUGAGACCCAGGGCUUAGAAAACUAACUCCUUUUUAUGUUUUAGGACUACAGUUCCCAUAGUCCCCCAGCCAGCAGAACCAGUAUUUAUAGUGGCUGGAGAAUUCUAGGAACGACAGAGAAAAAUAAUUAUCCAAGGAUGCAUUCCUGAUCUUCAAAUGAAGUUGGUACAGAUGGCACAAUCAAAUGGGCCAUAAUGUCUCAUUAAAGUGCCUUGUUUGAAAGCCAUUCUGCUCUUUCUUGAAUUGGCAGAACAAUUAAUUUUAAUAUUUUUACGAUGCAAGUCAAACCUCCGUGUUUUGCCUACUUUUCCAAGUGGAAGAAAGACAAUUUUGGCAGGUCUCUUAGUAAAUAAAAUCCAAAGGCUUCAAGUGUAGCCCAUUGCCCUGGUUUAUUUUGCUGUUGUAUUUGUUGACUGGAGCCCCCUUUUGAUGCCAGGAACAUUGCUCCUAGAGCAAACCUGAAAAAUAAUAUUAAGGACAAGUUGGUUUUGUUUCUCGUUGGCUGCCUGGUAUCUGAUUCCUUGGACUGCUUUUAUCUGGGUUUUAACCCCUUGCUUGCAUGUUUCUUCAAGAGGAAAAAGAAAGUAAAGUUCCUAUUUUUCAGUCUUGCCUCUGAAUUUUUCCUCUCUUCCUCUUGGUGACAGUGGCUUACUAUGCUGGGCAUGAGUCCAGCUUGGACAAAAGCAUGUUCAUUCCCAAGAUUGUGUCAAAACGCUCUUGUUUUUGCACUGUCCUCUUUAGGCUGCCCUCCUCCAGGUAUGUUGAUUGCAAAUCCCAGUAUCCCAGUAAGGUGUUGGCCAUUUUGAUGGGGGAUAAUGGAAGCUUGUGUCUUGGAGGAAGAGAGUAAAUGUCUUUCCCAGGAAAUCUCGGCCCCUCCCCAGGUCCUAUUUCAAAGGAUAUUUAUACUUAAGGGGGGGGGGGAUUAGAAUAAAACAGAAUUUUGGAUAAAGGUCCCAUUUGGGCCUGAGAAAAUUGAAGUGUGUACUCGGAGCAUCCCAGCACCAGGAAUAUCAUCUAAGUUCUGCAAAACGGCUGUGAUACGUAGACCUUUUUCUGUUGUGUUGAAGGUUUGCUCCAAACAUGACCCUGAUCCUUCUUUAAGAAGAAGGAGGGAGAAACUGGAAAGGAACCAGUCAUCUCAGAAAAAUGGACGGCUCACAAAUUUUGACUCAAGGCUGCUCAUUUUUCUCUGGAAUUGCACCCUUUGCUGCUGUUUGGAACUUUUGUCCAUGUUUAUCCACCGUUUUGAUUGAUCCUUUCUGCCUUUGCAUGUGCAGUUUUGGUAUUGACCAGAAAAUGAUGGUCGGUUAUGAAGUACCAUGGAGUCUUUUUAUAUGAAAAUGGUACUUUUUUGGAGGGAGGGGGGUUAUUAUUUUUUCCUUUUUUACACAGCAAAAGUAGAAUUUUCACAGACUGCGCCAGUACUUUCAGAUUGGACUCAACUCAUCUUGGGAAUAAAAGGAAUUUCAGUGCUUGGCGCCCAUUUCCCAGUUCUGCGCUGACUUUUUUCAUUUCUUUCUUGCACACCUUUUCCCACCCAGUUUUCAUAACUAACUUUACCGUUUAUAACCAGCCUGAAGUUUAUUUUUAGUCAUAAGUGACACUCUUUCCCCAUCCGUUCUGUAUAUGUUGUUGCACUGAAAGUUAAUAUUUAAUGUUUUAAUUUAUUGUGUGGUUAAAUUAAUUUGAUUUAUGUAAACUGUUUCACGUGAUUGGCUGUCGUUUUCUUCCUUCCGUUGUGCUCCAAAUGAAUAGUUAUUUAAAUGAGUGAAAUACAAUUUUUCAUAAUACCUUUCUGUAUGCUUGGUUUUUCAUGGGGCAACAGAUCUAUAAUUAAAUAUAUUAACCU
Sceloporus undulatus (fence lizard) is the source of this 3772-nucleotide messenger RNA. It is a transcript of the gene TGFA, whose product is annotated as transforming growth factor alpha. Bases 160 to 657 code for a protein of 165 amino acids. Gene Ontology annotation, biological process: positive regulation of cell population proliferation; epidermal growth factor receptor signaling pathway; positive regulation of mitotic nuclear division. NCBI's taxonomy places the organism in Eukaryota, Metazoa, Chordata, Lepidosauria, Squamata, Phrynosomatidae. The record is from RefSeq and is a predicted model, not a curated record. The transcript is spliced from 6 exons.